AUGUCUGCCAUGGAUCUUGAUGCGCCUGUCUCUAUCGCCCCUCAAAUGCGAGGCGAGCAAACAAAUGCGACCAUUCUUUGCUGCAACUGCGGCGCUCCCAUAGAUGGAACUACGUCAGCAGGCGCUCUUUGCUACGACUGCGUCAAACUCACGAUCGAUGUAUCACAAGGAAUCCAACGCGAAGCCACCCUACAUUUCUGCAGAGAUUGCGAUCGUUGGUUACUGCCCCCCACCAGUUGGAUUGUCGCGGCUCUCGAAUCCCGAGAACUUCUUGCGCUAUGUUUGAAGAAGUUAAGAGGUCUACAUAAGGUCCGAAUUAUUGACGCCAGUUUCAUUUGGACGGAACCCCAUUCUCGAAGAGUCAAGGUUAAACUCACGAUCCAGGAUUCCGUCUCGGAGGGUGUGGUUUUGCAGCAGGCUUUUGAGGUAGAAUAUGUGGUGGCGUACCAGCAGUGCCCUGAUUGCGCGAAAUCGUAUACUGCAAAUACCUGGAGAGCUUGCGUGCAGGUCCGCCAAAAAGUUCCACAUAAGAGGACUUUCUUGUACCUGGAACAGCUGAUUCUCAAGCACGGUGCGCAUAAGGAUACGAUUAAUAUUAAAGAAGUGAAGGAUGGACUGGAUUUUUACUACGCACAUCGAAACACGGCCGAGAAAUUUGUCGACUUCCUCCACUCUGUCGCACCAGUUCGAAGCAAGAAAUCCCAGGAGCUUAUUUCCAUGGAUAUCCAUACAUCUACGAAAUCCUAUAAAUUCUCAUUUUCCUGCGAGUUGGUACCGAUAUGUAAAGACGAUUUGGUAGCGAUACCAAUAAAAUUGGCGAAACAGAUUGGUAAUAUCUCUCCUCUUGGGUUAUGUUAUAAAAUUGGUACAUCUAUCAAUAUCCUCGACCCACAGACACUACAGACCGCAGAUAUCAGCGCUCCGAUCUACUGGCGUGCGCCAUUUUCUACCUUAGCAGAUGUUCAGGAGCUUGUGGAAUUUAUUGUUAUGGAUAUUGAGCCUAUCGGAGGCCAAAAAGGAAAGUGGUUACUCGCUGAAGCGACUGUCGCUCGUGCAUCAGAUUUGGGAUCGAAUGAUAAAACAUACUACACCAGAACACAUCUCGGAAAUGUUUUACAUCCAGGAGAUUCAGUCAUGGGUUACAUGUUAACCGGCACCAACUUCAACAGUCCUCAAUACGACGCUCUCGAAGAAUCCAACACCUACUCCUCGCAAAUCCCAGACGUUCUCCUCGUCAAGAAAUUCUACGCCCGCAAGCGCAAGUCCAAGAACCGAAACUGGCGUCUCAAGCGUAUGAACAGAGAUGACGGCGACUUACUACCUAAGAAAGCAGAUCAAGAGAAGUUGGAUAAUGAUUAUGAGAUGUUCUUGAGGGAUGUCGAGGAAGAUGCCGAGUUACGUGCUACGAUGGCGCUUUAUAAAGAGCAGCAGCAGGCUAAGAGAGAUGCUGAGGCGAUGAGUGUUGCUGAGACGGAUGAUGCGGAUGAUGAGACGCCGAAGGUUAAUAUGGAGGAGCUUUUGGAUGAGUUUGAUGAGUUGCAGAUUAAGGGUGAUGCUCCUUAG
This is a messenger RNA of Glarea lozoyensis ATCC 20868, 1563 nucleotides long. RefSeq lists its product as uncharacterized. Gene Ontology annotation, biological process: ribosomal large subunit export from nucleus. The transcript is spliced from 2 exons. Gene Ontology annotation, molecular function: ribosomal large subunit binding. The record is from RefSeq and is a predicted model, not a curated record. The coding region runs from base 1 to 1563 and encodes 520 amino acids. Gene Ontology annotation, cellular component: cytoplasm; nucleus. NCBI's taxonomy places the organism in Eukaryota, Fungi, Ascomycota, Leotiomycetes, Helotiales, Helotiaceae.